AUGGACAUUACCCAAAUCUCUACCCAACUUUCCCAAACCCCCACAGCAUUCCCAAAUUGCUGCCUCUCCAUCUCCACAACCCUACUAUCCCACCUCGCCUCUCUUCUCCCCCAAACCCCCUCCUUCACCAUCUCAAUCGGUAGUGGAUCUGGCCUCCUCGAAGCCCUCCUCUCUCAUGAACACUAUGUAUCAGUCGAGGGCGUCGAGGUCAACUCCACCGUGAAUCGUUACCUCCCCGAACAACACAUGAACAUCGUCCAGGGCACAUGGGACCUUCAUCCCCGAGUCAAGGACGCCGCAGCGUGGAUGUUUGUGUAUCCGCGCGAGCCGAAACUCGUAUCUAGGUAUCUUGAUGGGUUUACCGGGGGUGAAGUCAAGGUGAUUGUUUGGUUGGGUCCGAGAGCUGAUUGGGCGGAUUAUGAACCGUGUUUUCGCGGCUCGGAGGUGUUUGUGGAUGUUCAGGUGCAGGAGGAUGUGGGGUUGGCGGAGUUUGAGAUGUUGGUUGUUAUUAGGAGGCGAGGGAAGGGGGUAGGGAUGAAUUAG
Messenger RNA from Aspergillus melleus, 543 nucleotides. RefSeq lists its product as uncharacterized. The coding region runs from base 1 to 543 and encodes 180 amino acids. Lineage: Eukaryota; Fungi; Ascomycota; Eurotiomycetes; Eurotiales; Aspergillaceae. The transcript has a single exon. The record is from RefSeq and is a predicted model, not a curated record.